Epinephelus fuscoguttatus (brown-marbled grouper) is the source of this 4920-nucleotide messenger RNA. RefSeq names its product RIC8 guanine nucleotide exchange factor B (gene ric8b). Lineage: Eukaryota; Metazoa; Chordata; Actinopteri; Perciformes; Serranidae. The transcript has 10 exons. Gene Ontology annotation, cellular component: plasma membrane; cytoplasm. Bases 136 to 1758 code for a protein of 540 amino acids. Gene Ontology annotation, molecular function: G-protein alpha-subunit binding; guanyl-nucleotide exchange factor activity. The record is from RefSeq and is a predicted model, not a curated record. Gene Ontology annotation, biological process: G protein-coupled receptor signaling pathway.
UUUCCCUGUUGACAGCAGCAGCAGACCUAACUGACACUAUCCCACUAAGCUAGCCUGUCAGCUAGCUAGCUAGCUGCACAACACCCAUUGGUCACGUCUAAACCAAGCUAACUACUCUAUCAUCAGAUAUCCACCAUGGAUUUGAAUACCGUCGUGUCGCAGCUUGAAACUGCCAACGAAGAGGAUAUCGAGAAGCUUCUGCAGCAGUAUAAUCGAGAGAACAGUCACACCUUCAGUUUUGACCCAAAGGAAGAAACCCUGCGGAGUAAGCUGUGUCAGAGUGUGUUGUCAGUCCUCGAGAGGCAGGUGCAGCCCAGCUGUCAGCAAACAUGUCUGGUGACACUCCGCAUCCUGUCCAGAGACAAGCGUGUCCUCGCACCUGUAGCCACCAGGGAGGGCAUGUUGAUCCUGGGAGGCAUGGCGAGGCUGAAUGCUGGAGAGGAAGGAGAUGACAACCAGAAAAACUCUCAGGAAGACACCCAGUCAGAGGAGGAGGAGAGGGUGGUGGUGGAGGCUUUGAAGUGCCUAUGCAAUGUGGUGUACAACAGUCCUGCUGCCCAGCAGGUCAGUGUAGAUGUGCAGCUGGCUCACGGCCUCUGUGCCAGCCUGCGUACAGCCCGCACAUGGCACCAUGAGGUGGGCCUGUUCACACUGCGCCUUCUCUUCCUGCUGUCUGCACUGAGACCUGAUGUGAGAGGGGUUUUGAGGAGAGAAUGGCAUGCUGUGAGACUACUGACAGAGGUGCUGGAGCACACCCUGGAUGUGCGCUGGGUUGGUCCCUAUGAAGCUGCCCGUCCAGAUCCGCAGGCCCUGCCCAUGCCUGCUGAGGACAAUGAGCGAGCAAUGGAGGCACUCAAGGCCUUGUUCAACCUCACACUGUCUGACUCUGGUGGUGAGGAGGAUGACCACCAGUUCAGACUCAUUGCUGCCAUCCUGCGUCAUCUGUUGAUGCUGAAGACUGAGACAGAGGAGAAAACAGAGGAAGCACACAGCCAUGCUGUCAACCUGCUGAAUAACCUGCCUGUGUCCUGCCUGGACGUGUUAAUCGACGUGCCUGUCCAGGGAGGACUGGAGAUAUAUGGUGGGAAAAACAUGGAUGCAAUCCAGAAGUUAAUAGACUUCAUGGAGAAAAGAAUGGACAAGCAGGGCUCCAACUACAAAGAGGGUUUGACUCCGGUGCUCAGCCUUCUGACUGAAGGAUCCAGACAUCACAGGGAGAUCCGCAGAUAUAUCAAAGCUCAGGUACUUCCCCCACUGAAAGAUGUGAAGAUCAGGCCAGAAAUUGGCACCACCACCAGAAACAAGUUGGUUCGCCUUAUGACACACGUCGACAUGGGUGUGAAGCAGACGGCUGCAGAGUUUCUCUUUGUCCUCUGCAAAGAAAGCGUGGACAACCUGUUGAAGUAUACAGGAUAUGGAAACGCAGCAGGGCUCCUUGUGGCUCGAGGACUUCUCGCAGGAGGGAGAGGAGAGACUCAGUACUCUGAAGAUGAAGACUCAGACACAGAGGAAUACAAAUCUGCAAAACCCUUCAUUAACCCCAUCACCGGUCACGUGGAGGAGCCAAUGCCGAACCCCAUUGAAGAGAUGACGGAGGAGCAGAAGGAGUACGAAGCCCAGAAACUUGUCAAUAUGUUUGACAAGUUGUCAAGGCAGAACGUGAUCCGCCCGAUGGGGGUCAGGCCUGACGGGACGUUAGCACCUCUCGAAGAAACACUCUGUGAUCCACCCGAGGACUCUGGAUCAGACUCUGAUUAGUGCACUGCACAUUUAGGCCACAUUUUCCAGGCGAAGCCCACUUGGCCCGUACACAUCUGGAGCUGUGUCCCAUUUGAAGGUCUGGAUCCUUUGAAGGAAGGUGUCCAUGAAGAUGGGUCCUUUGGAGGAGUUUAAAGAUGGCUGAACCUGUUUACGGUAACUGAGCAGAGGUAGCAAUGGUCAGUCAGUAGAUACACGCGCUGUACUGAUACCUCCCAAUAACUCAUACUCCAUUAACUUAAACUUUAAUUGGUAGAUAUAAGCACAGUGUGUGGAUCUAGAGUCAGGACCAGUCUCACUGACACUCAAACUAAUGCUGGAAUUUAGGAUCCGGUUUUUAACUCGUACUACCAGGAAGUUGCCCUUCAAAUGCAGCACAACUGGCAAGUAGUGUAUCAGGUUAAUGGUAAAGGUAUCCACGUAACUUCUAUUCAUCUGUACGUUUAUGCCAGGUCUACUUAUACAAUAUGUUGGCUUGUUAUAAUGUCUGUCAUCAUGUUUGUCGUGUUCACACUGAUGCAGAGGUGCACUCUGAGUUGUCAUAUUCACACCAGAAGCGCAUUUCUCAGCGCCCGUCAGCAAGCAAAUUUGCGAAUCUGCUCUUUUCUAAUUACACAUAAAACUCUCUGUCUGCUUGUGUGUGUGUGUGUCUGAUCGUCUCUCUCGCUCUCUGUUCAGACACAACUGACAAAUAUGUGAAGUAAGUGAGCAUGAGUUGUAUAUUAUAUAAUUAGUAAGUAUCAGAUCUUUUAUAUUAUAUCUAAUAUAUCCUUUAUAUUGUUCAUACUAGAUUAUCAGUGUGUUUUCUUACCAGAUUUGCUUGCGGAAAAAAUAGACCAGAUGCCCUAAACUAUCGCUGCAGAUCGCAAGCUGGCUGUGGGGCUCGGGGCCACAGUGCAUCUUGUGUGAACAGCUUAAUCGCUGAACAUAAGCACGGAAAGGAAGGGGUUAGCGCUCCACAGAAAAUUGCUGUGCUUUGGCAUCCAGUGUGAACCUGGCGUAAGGUUGUCAGAAGUAUAAAUACUGUAAUACUUUAUCGAUAGCAAGUGUUUCAAACAACACGAUCUCCGUUAAUUACACAUUUGAUAGUAUCAAAAUUACCAAAGUGACAAAAAACAGAUCUACAAUCAGGUUUUCAAUCCAAGGUUAUGAAAAAAAGAAAAAAAAAUAUCCUAGUUUAUGAGCUUUUGUCAUUUUGCCGUGGUAUCAAAAGAGGCAUUAAGUGUCAUUUUAUAUACUGGAAUCAAAGUUCAAAUCCUGGUAUCACAAUAUUAACUCAAUCUAGAAAUAUGACUUCUGGUGAUCCAGCCCUGAACUGGGACACAGCUCAUCAUGAGGCCCUGUCGCAGCAGUGAGACAUUCACCACCACAGUGGAAGUGGACUUGAUGCACGGCUGAAAGACUCAACAAACAGUGGCAUCGUAAUGCGUAGGAGGCCUCCAUGGUUACUGUUGCACCUUCCUCAUUUACUUUACCGCUCCUUGAGUUUAAGAAAAAAAAAAAAAAAGAAAUAGAGGUAAUAAUAUAAUUCUUUGCUGGAUCAUGUGUAUCUCACUGAAAGCACUGUUAUUAUAGUUUGUUCAAAGUGUCAUUGGGUCUGAAUAAUCAUUCCUUCACCUCUGCUUUUUGUUUUACACUUUUUUUUAUGUUUAUCUGAUUUUGUUUUUCUUUGCGACAUGAUGAUUUUGUAUAUCUAGAUGAUUCAAGUGCACAUUAUACACACACACACACACACACACACACACACACACACAUUUAAACAUAAAAUCAUUGAAAACUGUUGGUUUAAAAUCAUGGGGCCUGUCCAAGAUGGACCACAGGAUUGAUGUAUAUUUAGAAAUGGGGCCGUGUCGGUGUGUGAUAGAUUUAAUUUGCUCACAGUGAGUCUGUGUUUGGUUGUGUAAUUAUCAUGAAUGUUGCACACCAGUUAGUCGCCAAGGAAACCUUCUGAAUUCAGGGCUUGUAGGUUUACUGUCACUGAAAAGGUGUUUCGGACGAGAGGACUUCCUUUCAUGUAAAAUGAGGAAUUUGAUUAGAGCGAUGCAACAUUUUCCUGUCCUGGAUGAUAGUAAACAGAUAGUUUCUGCCUGUUGUGGACUCUUGACAAAUGUCUAAACUACAAUGAUUGUUUUCUAAUCUAUUUUAUUUUUGCCAAAUGUGCAUGAUGUUAAAUCAGGUUUCGGUGAUGUGAUUUUUUUUUUUUUCUUUUUCUAGAUUGAAAUUUUUGCUAAUUUUAUACAAAUCCACAUGUUUAGUGUCUGUAUGAACUGAGUAAUAUUUCUUUGUGUUGGUAAAACAUUAAUUUAAUAUAAAAGCUGCCAAUUCUGAAACAAGCUGCAUGUUUGGCUACAACUACACAACAGAUUUGGCCUCCGAACUGAAACCCUGCCUCAGAUUACAGAUGUUUGAUGUAUAAAAAAAAAUGCUGAUUACAAUCCAGAGAAACAGAAUAUUACUAUACCCAGAGAACAUGUGUCAUCAUUACGGGAAUCGGGGACAGUUCACUGGAUUAAUAGUGAAUAAUCAUGAUGAGCACAUGUUUGUUUCACUUGACCUGUGAGUCACCACCACUGCCUACUCACACACACACAGUAACUCAGAUAAGUGGAUUAAAAGGAUGGAUUGAUGGUGGAUUAAUAUUAAAAGGAAUAUUUAAAUUGUCUGGAGUCGGCCUCACACAGGCACAGAAGACUUUAUGAGUCACCUUUUGAAUUACAUGUGACUAAUUUUUUUUUCUACUUGUUAAGUCGUGAAAGGUCAGAUAUAUAGAUGAGUCACAAAUUAAAGGGGAAACCAACUUUAAAGGCUGACUUGCGUAUAUUUAAACCUGACCCUAUUCUGUCAUGUGUUUGUGUACAAGUGACUAAUGGAAACAACAGUUUUUGAAACUGGUCCAGUAUAGCGAGAGGGCUGCAGCCAGCAGGGGCAAAGCAGGCUGAAGUGUAACCACUCGGGGCAUUGCACACAGUCAGUUUAAGUUCUCCAAAAGUGCUGUUUUUUGCCACUGACAGCCUCAGAUUGUUAUUCUACAUGUCUGACAACAAUAUGGGAAGUAUCCCUGCAAAGUUGGACCUUUUUGUUUAGAUGAAGAUCCUAUUUGUUUAACCAGACACAGCCCUGAAUCACCCAGUUAGAUUUGAAAAUAUGUUGGCUCUAUACAUG